AUGCCUUCCCUUCCCUCGGCUCCCCUUCCCCACCAGCCCUUCCGCUUCCAAACCCUGCACUCAAUCACCCGUCCCUUUUUGGCGCCUUGCCGCAAAUACGCAGCGCAAAUUCCCUUCUCCCCUUCUCCUUCCCUCGUCUCCCUCUCUUCCCUCCCUUCCCUCGUUUCCCUCUCUUCCCUCCCUUCCCUCGUUUCCCUCUCUUCCCUCCCUUCCCUCGUUUCCCUCUCUUCCCUCCCUUCCCUCGUUUCCCUCUCUUCCCUCCCUUCCCUCGUUUCCCUCUCUUCCCUCCCUUCCCUCGUUUCCCUCUCUUCCCUCCCUUCCCUCGUUUCCCUCUCUUCCCUCCCUUCCCUCGUUUCCCUCUCUUCCCUCCCUUCCCUCGUUUCCCUCUCUUCCCUCCCUUCCCUCGUUUCCCUCUCUUCCCUCCCUUCCCUCGUCUCCCUUUCUUCCCUCCCUUCCCUCGUUUCCCUCUCUUCCCUCCCUUCCCUCGUUUCCCUCUCUUCCCUCGUUUCCCUCCCUUCCCUCGUUUCCCUCUCUUCCCUCCCUUCCCUCGUUUCCCUCUCUUCCCUCCCUUCCCUCGUUUCCCUCUCUUCCCUCCCUUCCCUCGUUUCCCUCUCUUCCCUCCCUUCCCUCGUUUCCCUCUCUUCCCUCCCUUCCCUCGUUUCCCUCUCUUCCCUCCCUUCCCUCGUUUCCCUCUCUUCCCUCCCUUCCCUCGUUUCCCUCUCUUCCCUCCCUUCCCUCGUUUCCCUCUCUUCCCUCCCUUCCCUCGUUUCCCUCUCUUCCCUCCCUUCCCUCGUUUCCCUCUCUUCCCUCCCUUCCCUCGUUUCCCUCUCUUCCCUCCCUUCCCUCGUUUCCCUCUCUUCCCUCCCUUCCCUCGUUUCCCUCUCUUCCCUCCCUUCCCUCGUUUCCCUCUCUUCCCUCCCUUCCCUCGUUUCCCUCUCUUCCCUCCCUUCCCUCGUUUCCCUCUCUUCCCUCCCUUCCCUCGUUUCCCUCUCUUCCCUCCCUUCCCUCGUUUCCCUCUCUUCCCUCUCCCACACUACCGGUAGUUUCAUUCUCGUCACCAACAGCCCUCACAUUACAUCCCUUGAUCAGUUUCUGUGCUUGUGUUGCAGGUGGGGAGCAACAUACCGUAAGUGA
Closterium sp. Yama58-4 is the source of this 1134-nucleotide messenger RNA. Lineage: Eukaryota; Viridiplantae; Streptophyta; Zygnematophyceae; Desmidiales; Closteriaceae. The record is from the annotation of a GenBank genome assembly.